AUGGACCGAUCCAACUUCAAAGACAUCGUCCCGAACAUGGCAGACAAAGAGGAUAUAGGACCGGAUAACUCGGGUGAUGUUAUCGUCGAUGUCACUUUGCACUUGCACUCUCCUCCUCGUCAUCGUCACCAUCGCCGUUGUCAUCAUCAGCGCCACCAGCGUGUCAUUACCAGGGGCAUCCAAACCUUUGAUGAGAAAGAGGUGAACUGGCGCGAGCUAAGCCAGCCGAGACAAAGAAGAUUGAUUUGCCGGGUUGGACUUGGUGCUGAAGGAACUACCUCCUUGAACCUUGGCAAGACUGGGACUGCGACUGCGACGGCGACGGCGGGUUUUAUGUUGGAUGCGGACGAAAAUACCUCUACGUCAACUGCGACCUUGCCUGACGAAGCUACUUCUCUGCACCGCGUUUUCGGCACUGGCACUGACACUGGCACUGGCACUGGCACUGUUACUGACAGUCACGACCAAGCCUCUCAAUCUCCAACUGGCUCCAACCUCCGCAAUCAUUUCGCUGCUCUGGAAAAGAGUGCAGUCGAGGCGAGUAUCCAGGAACGCAUCAAGAGUGUAGAAACCGAACUGGACAGGUUAAGAGCAGAAAAAAAUAAGCUGCUGAAGGAGUUGCAAGAUGAGAUGGUGGAUGAAAGGUGGGAGGAGGGUGUUUUGGCGAUUGAUGACUUGAUUAGAUGA
Sordaria macrospora k-hell is the source of this 687-nucleotide messenger RNA. RefSeq lists its product as uncharacterized. The record is from RefSeq and is a predicted model, not a curated record. Lineage: Eukaryota; Fungi; Ascomycota; Sordariomycetes; Sordariales; Sordariaceae.